Molecule: messenger RNA, 243 nt
Organism: Prunus armeniaca (apricot)
Lineage: Eukaryota; Viridiplantae; Streptophyta; Magnoliopsida; Rosales; Rosaceae
Source: the annotation of a GenBank genome assembly
AUGGGUGGAGUUGCUCUUAUACCUUCAAAUCUCUGCAUGAGUAGCCCGCAACUGAAAGGUGGUGGUGUAUGUGGGUUCAACAGCUUAUGUCAACAUGACCAAGGACAGUCAAUCUGCAAGUGUCCAUCUGGUUAUACCUUGAUGGAUCCAUAUGAUGUGUUGAAAGGCUGCAAACAGAACUUUGCUCACAAAGCUGUGAUGAGGCCUCAGCAGAGACCGAUCUUUUCUAUCUUCAAGAGAUGA